GGAAGUUUGUUUACGUCACUUUUUGGAACUUGCCGCUGAUGUCAGUUGAAAAUAACGGUUAAGACUGGCGGGGGGAGGAGGGGGGGGAGCGCGGUUUGGGCACGCGAUCUGCGCAUGCGCGACGGCCGCAGUCCAACUUGGCAGACCUAUUUCCAGGCCUAUUUCUAUACCAGUUUGAGAAGGAAGCUGGGACAUGUGCGCAUGCGCAGAUUUUUUUAAAAAGAACGUGGUGAAAAGGGAGCGCAUUGCGCCUGCGCAAUUCUCAAGAUUUUUUUCUCUUAGUGACUUAAGCAUAGUAUUAGUAGUGACAAGCUAUUUAAGGAAAAGUCUGCCACGAUGUACAAUACUAUAAUAAACCCACUAAGAACUAUGUUUUAGAACUCUAUUUGAAUAAUAAUAAUAAUAAUAAUACAAUGUUAUGUAGCCACAACGAGACGGGCGCCCAAGCGAUACCCAGUCGCGCAUGCGCAUUACGCAAUGAAAAAGCGGGCAGACGCUUUGGAGAGCCAUCAGAGGAAAAGGGCGGAAGAGGGGAACCAGAAAUCUUGCGCAUGCGCAGACAGGUCAAUGUCAGUCCUUGUCUAUUUUAAGGUUAGGGCUUGUUGCUUUUUCAGUGGCUUCUCUUUGCUAGAAUCGGGCCGAAGGUGAAUUUUAUAUAUUUUUUUACUUGCCCGAAGAAGAAGAAGUAACUGCUUAAUCUAAAUGCUGUGUUUGGCACGGUUAGCCCUUGGGGCUGGGGUUAUCACUUUGCCUUCUCGAGGCAAGGCUUCCAUGGCUGCCAAGAUGGUGAAAUAUCGGAAGAUGUGGAAGCCAACGGAGCCACAAGAUUGGGCCGUUGAUUAUCGGGAGCGAUACAUCCCGUUUUCCAAGGAUCAGCUGGUUGAUGCUCUCGUGAAGGAGUUCCACUCUUCUAGCCGCACAGAUCGAGAAUCGUUCCUGUCGUUUGUCUCUCAUGUGGAUUCAUCCCUUCUACGCCAUUACCAUGCUGUCCGAGACCAGUUAACGAUUCUCUACACACCUAUUAAUCCUGACCGGGACACAUUGCAGGAAUUGUCUUUGACAGAUGCUGAGCGGUUAGCAUUAGAACAGGAAGUCUUGGCCAAGAUGGAACCUCUGCUGGACCAGGCCAACUUCAACAGAUUGUCAGAUGAAACACUGGCCUAUGCCCUUGUGGUUCACCAUCCUCAGGAUAUUGUCCAGGUGACAGUAAAUCUGGAUCAGUAUGAAUACAUGAGAUUCUGGGCUCUCGGCCAGCGGAUGGGACCUCUGCGUGUGUCAACAACCAUUCCACUCCCAAAGAAAGGAUUCUUUGGCACAACUCGGAUUCCAGCAGACAGGCUAUACUUCAAGCGAGUGGUGGUGGCUGCACGCAUUAAGAAUGCCCACUUGAUGCUGAAAUGCUUUAAGGACAUUCCCCUGGAAGGCCUGGAGCAGUUGCUGCCGGCUGUCAAAGUCCGCACCUCUAUCUUCUACAGGGCCCUUCUCAACACCAUGCUCAUUGUGAGCGGCUUGGCCGUCUUUGUCAAUGUUGGGAUGGUGGUACUUUCUGACCUAAAGAUUGGCACGACCACACUGCUGAUUUUCUUCGCUGCUUUAAUGGCCUUCCGUGCUUGGAAGGUCUUUGGCCAGCGGCGAAACAUUCACUCUCUUGAGUUGGUGCAUAUGUUGUACUACCGCAGCACAUCCAACAAUUCAGAGUUUCUGGAUGCCCUUACCUUGCGUGCCCAGGAAGAGCAUGCCAAAGAGGUGAUACUGGCACACAGUUUCCUCCUCCAGCUUCAGCAACAGAAUCAAAAGGCCCUGCUGAGAAACCCAGAUUCAAAAACCGUUGAGUGGCUAAGAGAAGAGGUUGAAGCUUGGCUACACCUCAAGGCUGGGCUGCAUGUAACCUUUUGUGCUGAACGUGCCUGCAAGCAUCUCAGGGAACUGGGAGUCGGGGGUGCAGGUCCCCCCACAUGUAGGCCCAAACCUGUGUGACUGAGUAGGAGGCCCCUACGAUGGUUACAACCAGCACUUUGGGUUCCGAAUGGUCUGGCUCCUGGCAUUUUCCCUAAUCCUGAGUAUCGCAUGUUCAGAAGGCAUGAGCACAAGAAGACUUAUUUUGGCAAGGGAUUAUGGGAGCAUCCAGGGGCACAAUUGUUGAUGCUGCACAGAUAAUCCAGAAACUCCAGGGUUUUUGCUUACUCCGUGGUAGUUGUCUGGAUGCACAUUGCCCUCAAGAACACAUCUUUUAAAACACAAGCAUGUAAUUCUGAGCCAUACUGCACCUUACUCGUAACUGUUUGGGCAAGUGUGUGUGUUAGGGGAGGGAGAAUCUUGCUUUUAACAUUUCCCUUUUUCCAAAGCAUGUAUAUUACAUGCUGUGGCUGUGGCUUCUUUUAGCUGUUUUUUUCUUUCUUUGAGGAAUGAGGGGCAAAACUGUCUUAAAAUACUGUUUAUGUUUGAACACAGAAGUAAUACCACACAAUGAAUCUCUUGCAUUUGGAACAAGAUGUUUUUUUAUAAUACCUUUUGCUUUCUUGCUGGGUUAUUUUUGUAAAAAGAAAAGAAAAGUUUAAAAUUAUUCUGUUGCACUUUGAAGUAUGUGACAUGCAUUGUGGAGUUUCAAGAGCAUGCUGCAUGCUGAGCUCUUGUUUUACCUGUUUAAAGAGAUCAUGAGAACUGAGAAUGCUGCAUUAAUGUCAGGCAAUGGUCUAGCUUAUUGGGGAAUAGCCAUUCUUUUUAUGUGUUGUCGAAGGCUUUCAUGGCCGGAAUCACUGGAUUGUGCAUUUUCCAGGCUGUAUGGCCAUGUUCCAUGUUGAUAAACCAACCUGGACACAGUAUAUUAUUUGAGAACACUGAAAUGCUGGACCACUCUAGCAACUAUUAUGUCAGACUACACAGAGAAGCUAUAUCCACAAACGUAGACAAUUUCAACAGAAAGGCGGAAACCAUGAAAAUGAACAAAAUCUGGCUACCAGUAUUAAAAAAACUAAAGUCAGAACUGCAAAUAAAGAACAACACUCUGAAAACAGAGUAAUUCCAGACAUGAAUCAGGGGCAGCUAACACCUCCAAACAAAGGAUUCCCCCAGGCAGGGAAAUGCUAAUCAAGGUGAUUAAUUACAACAUUCACACUGGCCUCCAACAGACAAAGAGUUUUUUCCCCACCCUGAACCUUCUACAGAUAUAUAAACCUCGCUUGCUUAGUUUUCCAAUAUACCGCACAACCUCUGAGGUUGCCUGCCAUAGACGUGGGCGAAACGUCAGGUGAGAAUGCUUCUGGAACAUGCAGAACAACCCAUUCUUUAUAUGUUCAAGGACACCUUUCCAUAUUCUCUUGCAAUGAUCUAGCUUUUAAGGAAAAGCCAUUCUGUAUAUGUUCCGGGGCACAUUUCUAUAGUAUCUUCUCUUGCAAGAUUUGGCACCCAGAUUGCAAGGCUUAUUGCAGAUUAAAUGGCUAGAUAAAUAGACCCAUGUUUGAAGUCCACUGCUGCUGUUCAUAGCCAUGGUGUUCAUAGCCAGCAGUCCAGAUAUUUUCGUAAGCAAUGGGAAUGCCAGGAAUGAUCAGUGAUUAGAUUUGAAAUUAAGACAGAUCUACUACCUCAUCCUAUAAUACACUAAAAUCAUAGAGGGUACCUUUUUGCCUGAGUUCAACCUCGAUGUCUUAUGAAUGCAUGCAUGUGCAUGUAUGUAAUUCGGGGAAAAUAGUCCUUUCCUCUGAAGAAUGUACUUGUAACUGUAAGCAGAUGUAAUCUUGUUUAUUGCUGGCUGUACUGAGGCUGCAUCUCCUAUCCCUUCCAGAUACAGGGGUCUGCACUUUAAGGGGAGUUUCAUCAAAGGGGCCAUGUAUCAAGUGUAUGUUUUCACCCUGCAGAGAGAGGGAAAACAGCACUUUGCCAAAAUUCUCUAUUACAUGUUACUGCACAGAAGUCGGUACCAUAAAAUUUAAUGCAACACCAAAAUGAAUGAGAUGGCUGCUACUUGUGUGCCCUGGUGUCAUAAGAUCCAAAAGUAACAACAGGAGAGUGCUUCUGUAACUUUUUGAGUUAUAGUACUCACCUACUGUUUACUCUGGAUUCUUUUGUGUGUAUUAGAGCAAUAUUACUUCCUGCAGUUCCUGUCUGCUGUAAGAAGGCAGAAGAGGGGUUUCACCUGUUACACUGGCCAUGAUUCCUAGAACAAUUGGGUUCAACCUUACUUUAUGCCUCAGAUGGUCACCACUGAAUCUAAUGUUGAGUCUUAAAACAGAGCAGAUUGUCUGUUCCCAUCCAAGAUUAAACUAGUUAUGGCUUGGGAGAAGAAGCAUGAAAGUUUACUGUAUCUUCGGUGCAAUAAAAAUAUUCCACCUCCACAA
Anolis carolinensis (green anole) is the source of this 4334-nucleotide messenger RNA. RefSeq names its product transmembrane protein 143 (gene tmem143). Lineage: Eukaryota; Metazoa; Chordata; Lepidosauria; Squamata; Anolidae. Bases 703 to 1977 code for a protein of 424 amino acids. The transcript is spliced from 8 exons. The record is from RefSeq and is a predicted model, not a curated record.